Echinops telfairi (small Madagascar hedgehog) is the source of this 3668-nucleotide messenger RNA. It is a transcript of the gene PRDM4, whose product is annotated as PR/SET domain 4. Lineage: Eukaryota; Metazoa; Chordata; Mammalia; Afrosoricida; Tenrecidae. The record is from RefSeq and is a predicted model, not a curated record. Gene Ontology annotation, molecular function: histone methyltransferase binding; histone deacetylase binding; RNA polymerase II cis-regulatory region sequence-specific DNA binding. Gene Ontology annotation, cellular component: cytoplasm; nucleus. Bases 274 to 2691 code for a protein of 805 amino acids. The transcript has 12 exons. Gene Ontology annotation, biological process: cell fate commitment; regulation of transcription by RNA polymerase II; transcription by RNA polymerase II.
GGAAACGUGCCUGAAGGGUUAGGCAGCGCCCCUCCCGGAGCUUCUGGAGGAAAGGCCCCAGGUGGCCCCCGGCAUGCCCCAUUCCAAGGCGGGGUGCGCGGCUACCGGCCCUCGGGAGAAGUUGGGUGGCCCGGGGCGGCCCCGGGGACGAGUGGCCGCGUUUGUGCAGCGGUUAUGAGCAAGAUGGGGCGGCGCGAGACCCUGCAACGCAAAUCCUGAUGCUGGACCCCAGCCUCCCGAGUGGUCAUUUCUCCGACACUUGGCCCCAAGCAAAUGCAUCACAGGAUGAAUGAACUGAACCUGAGUCCUGUGGGGAUGGAACAGCUGACUUCAUCCUCUGUGAGCAAUGCCUUGCCAGUCUCAGGAAGUCACCUGGGCUUGACUGCUUCGCCGACUCACAAUGCCAUCCCUGCCCCAGGCCUGCCGGUGGCAAUUCCCAACCUCGGCCCCUCCCUGAGCUCUCUGCCGUCUGCUUUGUCUCUGAUGCUCCCAAUGGGUAUUGGUGACCGAGGAGUGAUGUGUGGGUUGCCAGAGAGGAACUACACCCUGCCCCCAUCCCCAUACCCGCACCUGGAGAGCAGUUACUUCAGAACCAUCCUGCCUGGCAUCUUAUCUUACUUGCCUGACAGACCUCCCCCUCAGUACAUCCACCCCAGCUCUAUAAAUGUGGACGGUAACUCAGCAUUAGCUAUCGCCAGUAACCCCGCAGCACUAGAUCCAUAUCAGCCGAACGGGACCGUUGGAUUAGAACCAGGCAUGGUGUCGAUAGACUCUCGCUCCGUGAACACACACAGUACCCAGAGUCUUCAUCCAAGCGACGGCCAUGAGGUGGCCUUGGACACCGCCAUCACGAUGGAGACGGUUUCUCGGGUGACCAGCCCGAUCUCGACAGAUGGCAUGGCAGAGGAGCUCACGAUGGAUGGUGUUGCCGGUGAACAUUCCCAAAUCCCAAGUGACUCCAGAAGUCACGAGCCUCUGUCUGUGGAUUCUGUGAACAACAACCUUGCAGCCGACCCCGUAGGACACGGUGGUGUGAUCCCCAUUCAUGGGAAUGGCUUGGAGCUCCCUGUGGUCAUGGAGACAGACCACAUUGCAAGCCGGGUCAACGGGAUGUCUGACAGUGCCCUCAGUGACUCCAUGCACUCCGUGGCCAUGAGCACUAACCCUGUAAGCGCGGCACUCUCUACCUCACACAGUCUCGCCUCCCUAGAGUCUGUCUCCCUCCAUGAAGUUGGCCUCAGCCUAGAACCUGUGGCGGUCUCCUCCAUCAGCCAGGAGGUGGCUCUGGGGACAGGUCAUGUAGAUGUAUCUUCAGACAGUCUUUCUUUUGUGUCGCCUUCACUGCACAUGGAAGACCCCAGUUCAAACAAGGAAAAUGCGGCAGCCUUGUUUACCAUUUGGUGCACCCUCUGUGACAGAGCCUACCCCUCAGACUGCCCAGAUCACGGGCCGGCCACCUUUGUUCCUGACACGCCCAUCGAGAGCAGAGCCAGGCUUUCUCUCCCAAAGCAGCUGGUCCUCCGCCAGUCCAUUGUGGGCGCCGAAGUGGGUGUGUGGACGGGAGAAGCCAUCCCUGUGCGGACUUGCUUUGGGCCCCUCGUUGGCCAGCAGAGCCACUCCAUGGAAGUAGCAGACUGGACAGACAAGGCCGUUAACAACAUCUGGAAGAUCUUCCACAACGGCGUGCUGGAGUUCUGCAUCGUCACCACGGACGAGCACGAGUGCAACUGGAUGAUGUUUGUGCGCAAGGCCCGGCACCGGGAAGAGCAGAACCUGGUGGCUUACCCGCACGAUGGCAAGAUCUACUUCUGCACCUCCCAGGACAUCCCGCCCGAGAGCGAGCUGCUCUUUUACUACAGCCGGGAUUACGCACAGCAGAUGGGGGUUCCUGAGCACCCAGAUGUGCACCUCUGUAACUGUGGCAAGGAGUGCAAUUCCUACUCGGAGUUCAAAGCCCACCUGACCAGCCACAUUCACACACCCCUGCCCAGCCAGGGCCCGGGCAGCAGCCACGGGCCCAGCCACAGCAAAGACAGGAAGUGGAAGUGCUCCAUGUGCCCGCAGGCCUUCAUCUCGCCCUCCAAGCUGCACGUCCACUUCAUGGGCCACAUGGGCAUGAAGCCCCACAAGUGUGACUUCUGUAGCAAGGCCUUCAGUGACCCCAGCAACCUGCGCACCCACCUGAAGAUCCACACAGGCCAGAAGAACUACAGGUGCACGCUGUGCGACAAGUCCUUCACGCAGAAGGCCCACCUCGAGUCCCACAUGGUCAUCCACACGGGCGAGAAGAACCUCAAGUGUGACUACUGCGACAAGCUGUUCAUGCGGCGGCAGGACCUCAAGCAGCACGUGCUCAUCCACACGCAAGAACGCCAGAUCAAGUGUCCUAAGUGCAGCAAGCUGUUCUUGAGAACAAACCACUUGAAGAAGCACCUCAACUCUCAUGAAGGAAAACGGGACUACGUCUGUGAGAAAUGCACAAAGGCUUACCUGACCAAAUACCACCUCACCCGCCACCUGAAGACUUGCAGAGGGCCCGCCCCCGGCUCCUCAGCCCCCGGGCAGGAGGAGGAAGAAGAGGAGGAAGAUGAUUCCGAGGAGGAGGAGCUAGUCGACUCAGUGGGCACGGAAGACUGUCGGGGGGGCGGUGCUGUAUAUGCCACGGACGAGUCCCUCUCCGCACACAAGUAAACGACGGCCCGGGAAAGACAGGGAUGGUCGGUUCUCCCCUGCAGUGGGUUUAUACGAGGUGCUGUCUCAUUGCCUGAAGCAAGCCCUUGGGCUCAGGUGGAAGCAUCCUAGAGCAGAGAGGACACAGCAGUGGCCCUCCUGUGUCUGCAUCCCCAUGUUUAGAGCAGCACCUGCCUUAACCCUCCUGGCUGCACCUCUUUUCCUCACAACACUCACUCUUGGGAGCAUUGGGAUAGAUCCUAUGUCCCCAGUUUUCAGCAGGUGCCUGGAAGGCAAAUACAGAAGGGGCUUUCAGACAAGAGGCAAAGAUGGAGGGAAGAGGGCCACCUGGGUUACUGCCCAGGAAACUAGCUUGGCAGGGGGCAAGGGCAAGCCUCCUGGCUGUGGGCACUUAGGAAUCUUUCCUGGCUUAGACAUGUCUCCAUCUGUCUCCAGUUCAGUCCCAGCCCCCCUUGACGAGGGGCCCGGGGGACAGAAUGCCCGAGCAGUGGCUGCUGGGUUACUUCCUGGUGGCAGGCCAUGGAAGGGAAGGGACUGAUCACACACACACACACCCACACACCCACACACCCACCCACCUGGCUCAGUCUAGAGUCUAGGGAGAGUGCAGAGACGCCACUCCCCGUGGAGAUGGCCCUCGCCUGCAAAGCCACAACGUGGAGCAUGUGCUAGGGUUCGUCCCCUAGUUGACUCGCGGGGACCUCACUCGCUAAGCAAGGUAGAUGCCAAGUGAUCUGGAAGCUUGCGAAGGCUCCGUGGUCAGUGCCGGCCCUGUUUUCAGGGCUGCAGCUCAGCUGAUGCGCCUGGUUCCCAGGAUUGCAAGAACACACUCAGCUGCUCUCAAGGCUCAGUCCGACGGGGAGUGGAGAGGGCUCUGUACUGGGAAGGUUUUGCUGCUAAUGUAUUUAUGGAAUGAAUGUAUUUCAUUCAAAUCUGUAUUCCUCUAGGAAGGAUUAAAUUCAUCUUUUUGUAAAACA